Molecule: messenger RNA, 2814 nt
Organism: Cryptomeria japonica (Japanese cedar)
Lineage: Eukaryota; Viridiplantae; Streptophyta; Pinopsida; Cupressales; Cupressaceae
Product: filament-like plant protein 1
Exons: 18
Coding region: 301-2370 (689 amino acids)
Source: RefSeq, a predicted model, not a curated record
AUUUUUUUAAAAAGCACCGAGUAAUCAUCCUCAAGUUUUCUAAGGUUUGAGUCUUCGGUUUUCACGCGGGGUUUCAGUAAUUAAUGUCCUAAUCACUUCAAAGGCUGUUUUAUAUCAUAAUAAAAAUAAAACCUUCCACCUGAAAGUCAAAACGAAGGCAUCCGCGAAAUAUAUUUAGUCUUCUGGAACACAGACAACAGGAAUCAAGGUUAUCUUACACAUACAAACACCAGCAGAGCAGAAGGAAGAAGGAGAAGAAAGAAAAAACAGAUCUGUUAACAAUUUAAACAAUUUUAAACAAUGUCGUGGCUGAGAAAUGCAAUGAAUAGGGCAGCGGAAGUGGGAGUGGGAGGGAGGAACAAUCUGACACGCACCGUAAAGACUUAUGCAGGCACCGUAGUUCAACAAGCCGGCCAGGCCGUGGCCGAAGGCGCCAAAAUUAUUCAAGAUCGAAUGUCUGUAAGAAACAUGAACAACUUCAAACAUGCAGUGAGAAGAUUGGAAGAGGUUGCUCUCUCUGCUAGAGGAAUGGAGAGGUUCCAAGCAUUAGGAAGGUGGCUGGUUGCACUCAAGGAAAUUGAGAAGGAUUCCAAAUCUGGGCUUCCAAUAGGAGACAGAAAUAACGAACAGGCUCAGAUACCUGAAGAUGAGAGGGCGUCACCAAGAAAAGCUUCUUUGGUUCUUUUCUAUGAUUCUGAUAGUGGAACUCAACCCAUGAAUUUCCGUGAUGUUUUUCUUCACAGCCAGGCACUUGAAAACAUUGCAAUAUCUAUGAUUUUGGAAGUGCCAAGCGAUGAUGAAGUUCCCCUGCUGUUGGAACUAUUUGAACUCUGCUUGACAGGAGGCAAAGAGGUACACAAUGCUAUUGUAAGUAGCAUACAAGACUUGGCAAAAGCAUUUUCAGGUUAUCAAGAAGAAGUGUUGGUGAAACGUGACGAGCUGCUCCACUUUGUACGGGUUGCAAUUACUGGGCUAAAGUUGAAUGCUGAAUUGAUUAGAAUAGAUGGAGAGGUCAGGGAUCUGAAGUACCAAAUAGCAGAGGAAUUAAUGCUGGACAGUGGACAUCAUGAUUUUUCCAAUGUUUCCCCAAGAAAGUCUGGAGAUGCUUUACCUGUUACUAUAGAGGGGUUGAAGAGGUCAGAAGAAACUAUCCGCAAAUGCUCAAGACUACAAUUUCUCUUGGAAAGAAAGAAAGCUAUUUUGCACAGUGGAGACUCAGAAGAGAGUCAUACCCAAAAGGUAGAUAAGCUAAGGCUUUUGGCAGAAUCUCUUUCUGUUUCAACAACAAAGGCAGAAAAGCAAAUUGCAGAUAACAGGCACCAAAAGGAGGAAGCACUAAAUUACCGUGUGGCUAAGGCUAAUGAAGUGACAGAAGUAGAGAAGGAAUUGUCAGCCGAGAUUGAAACGCUUGAUAAAAGAAGGGUUGAGCUGGAGGAAGAAUUGAAAAAAGUCAAUGUUGCAAUAGCAGCUGUCAAUAAGCGUCGCAUCAAUGCUCAAGAAGAGAAAGAACAGUUUUUUGAAGCAAGUACUCAAAUUGUUUCUCAUUUAAAGAUGAAGGAAGAUGAAUUGACGAGGUCAGUGGCUCAACGCAAGACUGAAUCUGUUGUAGUGAAUACAUGGACAAAUUUUCUUGAAGAUACGUGGAUUCUACAGUCCUCUCAAAGUCAGCAGAAAGAACAGGCGGUGAAGGAUGCUUUGGAGGAAGCCAAUAGACAAUUUUUGCAAUUUGUCAUUUCAAAGUUGCCUGCAUACAAGGAGGAUUUAGAUGUUUUGCUUGAUGAAUUGAAAGCAUUUUCAAAAGCUAUCAAUGAUAUGUCUAAUAAGAGUUUGAACAGAUCACAGUUUGACCAAGCAAAUGAAUCUGAGGUGUCAGAAAGGAGAAAGGUUGAAGAGAAAUAUCUGGAAGCAGAGUCACAGGCAAUUACAAUUUUUAGAACAGUUGACAGCAUGAAGGCAGAAUUUUACGCACAUGAAAAAAGCAGCUUUAGGAAUGCUGAGGAUGAAGGUAAAACUAUUGAGUGUUUUGGCAUGAUUGAUCAAAUGCGACAAAAAUUUGAAGUAAUGCAGAGACCGAUUCUAGAAUUGGAGCCUGUGACACCAAAAGAAAAUAUUGCAUCUACUGAGGAGAAACCAUCAGAGAACUUAUCUGAAAGCUUGCAAUCCUUGCAAAAAGAAGACAAAGAGCAGUUGCCAGGAUCAGUUCAGGAAUCUGACAGAGACUUCAAACCAUCAGAGGACGUCUUGGAUCCUGAAGCAGAACUGGCAAAGUUGGAAUCUGAGUUUGGAAAAUCUGGUGAAGGUUACUCUUCACAAGAGAUUGGAGGUUGGGAAUUUGAUGAGCUAGAAGAAGAACUAAGAUCAAAUUCCUAGGAUUUAUGAUCUGCAAUUUGAUAGUUUGCAAUUAUACAUUCAUUUAGAUGAAUGCAUUCUUUGACAUGUCCAUGGUGCAUAGAAAUGGGUAUUAGUAAUUGAUCGUUUCACUCCUGGAAAUUAUCUAUCUUGUAUAUUUUAUGAAUAAAAUUGUAUCCAAUUUCUGGCUCUUUAUGUAAGAUGGCAGCCACUGGUAGUUUCUAUUCGAAGCUUGACCAAGGGUUUAUUUCAAAAGUCCUGUAAAUCUUGUCUAUAUUGAAUGUAGGACAAGCUUCAAGUUUUAUAUUUGUCUCGCUGAUCAUAGGUGAAAUAGGAUAUAUUGAUUUAAUAUGGACCUGUGCAAUGGCGUCCUCAAACAAUUCACGAUUGUGAUGACUCCAUAUUUGGUGAAAAGCUAAACUUGGUGAGUUGCGCUUCCCUUGCAAUGAAAUUCUAUUAGCAUCA